UCAGAGACUCCCAGUCUCUCCGAGAAUUGGCUUGAACAAACCUUCGGACUGCUCGCUGCUCGCUGCUCGGAGUAGUAAGGAGCUUCGGAGUCACAGUGAAUGCGACCAACGUCAUUAAUGUGACAGUGAAUGAUUCCCACACAAGAUCCUCUACCUCUAUAAAAAUGUGAAUUUUAACAUGUCUCUUCUCGCAACGGCCUCCACCUUCCUCUUAUAAUUUUAUUGAUUUUUAAUUUUGCAAGUUCGAGUGUGCCUACUAAUGGUGUAUUCACGAUAUAUACUUGGUACUUGUCAACAGCAACAACCCAAGUGUGCUUAAAGGAUGAUGCUUCUGAUGGUUCCAAUACUUCCGAUGCUGCUAGAGACAGUAAAGACAGUGUGCAGCAGCAGUAGUGUAAUACUAUCAGAAUUACGCCAACGACCACCCCCUAAUUGCUGCUGCCAAUAACCCAAUCAUUAUGAAGAUUAUUUGAUAAAGUUGUUGGGCAUGUUGUCCUUUUUUUUGUCUUGAUAGUCCAGACGUACGUGCACUUUAAAGUGCCGUUGUAAAGGAAAUCUCAGCCCUUUACUAGUAUGGGCAUUUUCUUAUUUAUUUUCUUGGCUAUAGUUGCAUUUGUUUGUGGUGUAAUAUGUACACUGCUGCUAGAGUAUUACUUUUUCAACAAGUACCUGAAAAGUGCGGCCGAGGCAAGUCCACCCAAGCACCCCACUCUGCCCGCAAGAGCUGCAUUACCAGAGGAGCUCGUCACUCAGCUCAAGGAUGAAAGGCCCAGUAGUUCUCCACGACAGGGACUGUCGCAAGGAAAUGAAAAUUUAGCAAUCAAUCUGACGCUACAGUUUCUCUUCAACGAGUUAAGAAAUGCAGAAAGAGUACGAUUGUGGCUGUACAGGAAGCUGAACAAUGAAUUUAAAGAGCUUCUUAAUCAAUCGACAACUGGCAAAUUGUUUGACAGUGUACAGUUGAGGGAUCUAAAUCUUGGUAAUCACUUUCCCACGAUCAAAGGCUUAGAAGUAGCGGAUGCAAAAAUAUGUGCAGACACUGGUUUGUUAGAGACCCUCGAUCUUUGCUUGGAUCUUCAUUAUUCCGGCAAUUUUCAAAUGUCCAUAGAUGUAAAACUACUGUUGAGCAAAACAGCCUACUUGUCGCUUCAAAUGAAAAGAUUAACGGGAAAAGCCAGGCUUCAAUUUACAAGAGUUCCCUACACUCAUUGGUCCCUUAGCUUUUAUACAGAACCAAUAUUAGAGCUAGAAGUGCAGUCACAAUUUCAAGGUCGCCACCUACAGCCACAAAUCAUCUCGCUAAUCACGGGUCAAAUUCGCCGAGCCAUUAGGCGAAAACACACGUUACCUCGUUACAAAAUGCGUUACAAGCCUUUUUUCCGUAGACUCAAUGACGAAGAUAUCGAUUUAUCAGAGGUCACAACGACUCGGCAGACUCCUGGCGUUUUGGAUGUAACAUUAAUAGAAGUCAGUAGAUUGAACAUUGACGCAAACUCGACAAGUGCUGAAAAUUUAUCCCAAACUGAGAUUUACUGCACACUAAGCGUAGACUCGACGCCGUGGGUGUGCCUCACGCAGUACAAUGGUAUUCCCUACAUGGUCCUUGAUUUGAUAAUUAGCAAAGUCAGCUCUCAGCAGCUCGGCGUCGUCUUCAAGCAAGAAUACAUUGCCGAGAUUGGCCAAAACUGCGUGAUUGUCGAGACGAUAGUGUGUAAUAGUCCGGCGGCGAUCGCUGAAAUGAAAAAGUUGGAUGUCAUCGUUGCCGUGAAUGGCAAGAAAGUUGCCAGUUUGAGCCAGGUGGCGAAACUCAUAAAACACGCGGCCCAAAGGAGAUUCAUCAUUCGCGUCGAAAGAAAGUAUUGCAGUGGAGAUCGAGAAUUGCAUUGUUUGCCGAAAACAAACGAACUGGACAAGAACAGCUGCUCCAAAAGACCAGCCAAGAGCGACGCGCUCAACGUGGAUGACAAUUUCAAAAGCGUAAAAUUUUCGGAUUUGCGAGACUUUGAUACAGAUUUAGGAGAGAAAAAUGACGCGAGCGGAAAAUUGUUCAUCAGACGCAGGAAAAGCAGUACGCAGGUGCACACCGAGGAAACGUUGGAUACAUCGGCUCCCGAAACGCCGUCCAGGAGGAUUUCCACGACCUCGUCAAAUUCAUCGUCGGGAACUUUGUACAGCGGCCAAUCUGGCGAGUCGAAUUCUCCUAACAUAACUGAUCUUUAUUACACGACAAAAGACAGAGAUUGCGCCUCGCUGAUAACAUUCGAGGAAAAGCGAACGUUUCAAAUAGAUUCGGAACUUCAGUACUUGAAUAUCGGAGUGUGGGCCAAGUCCAAAGGUACCGUAGAUACACAACAAAGCAGUCAAUCAAAAUUAUUGGGAUACAUUAAUACUCCCAUAAAGCUUAUCUUAGCUCAGUGCUCCACCUCUUCAACUGGACAUUAUUUAAAAUGCUAUGCUCUCUUACCCCCAGACUCGACAAGUCUAGCCAACUCGUCGAGCUGCUUUAAAUUGCACGGUUAUUCUGGGUUCGAUCCAACGUUGUGCUUUGGUGAUAUCUUGCUUUCUUAUUUGUGGGUUUCAAACCGUCCAAAUCAGCAAAAUGUCGAUAACACGGUUAAAAAGAGCGUCGAGGAAGCAACAAAAGCGCAACAACCAGUCGUCCUGUGCGAAGAAACCGUAAAUAAGAAAUUGCAUGAUUUCAUAAGAACUCACUUUCACAGGGCUACUCAUUGUGAUUUUUGCACUAAAAAGAUUUGGUUGAAGGAUGCGGUCCAGUGUCGCAAUUGUGGAAUGGUAUGUCACAAAAAAUGCGAGGUGCGUUGCCAGGCAUCGAGCUCCUGCGGAGCUGAAAAUCUAACGACAGCGAUGGCAUUCGAGGCAGAUGAGACCGAGACGAGCACCACCGAGCUAGGCCCCGAAAUAUCCCUCACGAGCUGCGAAGAGGACGUUCAGGGCGCGAGUAUGAUGGCUAUAAGGGCCAGCAUAGCUAACACCUUCCUGGGGCUGAAGAAGGCGGGCAGUACAAGUUGUUUGGCCCCGCCGACAGCCAACCCUGGUCUGGCCUCCAGAAGCCUACCCCCAAGUCCCUGCGCAUCACGCAAGAGUUCUCUCGUCGGCGGUGGCCUGGGCAUUAGUCCAGACUUGCUGGAGGGGGUGGAGCCGAGUGUUGCUGGGCCACUCAUCGCCGGCGAACUCGACGACGGUCUCAUGUCCAAGGCCAAGGAGACUGGAAAGUUGCUCCAUGGAAGUCUCGAGCCCCAGGAGCGCUUCGACAAAAUCAACUCCAUGAUCGCAAAAUUGAAGAGCUCCCUUGACGUUGAGACCAACUCGAGACGCGAGCUGUCGCAGAGUCCAGACCUUGAGAACAGCAGAAUGAUACGCCAAAGCGAUCUACGGGUGCAGGGUCUGAGCGUGCUAUUAUUGCAUUACUGUUCUGCGCUACAACACGCUCAGGAACAACUCGAACGGCUUACCAACACCACCACCACCACCAACACAACUUUUUCCACAACCUUCACUACCAACAAUAAGAAAAACAACGACAGUGAUGGUGGUAACGGUACCAACAGUGGCUCAUAGCUGUCCCUCUUUCGCUUUAUAAUAAUUAUAUGUUAUACUUAUGUGUCCAGACAAAUCACACUUGCAUUUUUUGCGCAGACGAAAAACAAUUGUUCAUUAUUUGUUUCAUUUUUUUGAAAUGUCUCAAUAAUACGAUUAUGAAUUUUCUGCACUACGCAAGUCAAUUAUUUUCAAGGUAAUAUGCAUAACUUUAUACAUAUUGUGUAGGUAACUGCAGUAUAUACAAUACGUAUAAUACAUAUGUAUACAUAUAAAUAUCUGAUAUAUUGGUACGUACCGAAAUAAUUAUGCCCAACAGUAUGAUUAUUGUGAGGUAAGGUACACACGAGAAUCGUGCCGCGAAUGACAAAAGAUGAUAAGAACGAGAAAUAAUAAAAUGGUUUACAGCGUUACAUUAUUGUUUCGCGCUGAGCACGUAACAAGGGAAUUAUGUACUGUCAAGCAUAGUUUUUAUUUUGUGGCUUCGUUACAUGAUAUACGUAAAAUAAUCAUAAUCAAGCCAUCAUAAUUAAAAACAACGAAUUUGUCUGACAAAUGAUCAUUUAUCUCUCUCGCACCCGUGCAUUCAAAUGGAUUGCAGAUUGCUAUUGACAGCCUAAAACACAGCUGUUCGUUUUGUAUGUAUAUACAUACCCUCCGGCCUGUAUACGGGCAGUAUAAUAAUCGUAUACCAUAUGAUUGCCGGUUGCCAUAACCGGUCCAUAUACUCACCUGGUAACACUUAUCAUACAGGCCGCGUACAGAUUACUCUCCGGCAGCGGUGUAUGGUCCUGAUGGUAUCUUCCGGCAACCGUAAGCUUAUUCUAAUCGGGUAAGUUCUCCCCUAAAAAAUUCAAUCCAAUGGUAUAUAAAAUUUUAAUAUACAUAUUAUAAAAGAAAUUAAUAUUGCUCGGACAAGUUUCAAUUUAUCCGAGUAAUUCGAAUUCUGGUAAAAAUACGAUAAUUUCAUCGAUCAUUGACAGAAACACAAAAUUCGUAAAUUUGCCUUCUAUGAUGUUUUGGGUCAAUAUUAUUUCAUCUCUACGACAAUCCUAGUCGCAACUUGAAUAAAUAGUAGAACCAUGUAGGUAAUUGCCUUCGAAAAACAAAUAUUUUUAAGUUUUUAUCACACCACUUUUCUUAGUUUAUCUCUUUCCAGGGGUCUGAUAUAAAGAGUAUGUUACGUGUGAAAACGUAUUUGACAUAUAAAGCUGGAGACAAUGACGAUUCGUAUGAGCCACGGAAUUAUAAGUACACAACGAAAACAAAAAAUAUUUUCUUUUUUAAUUUUGGUUCUCUCCAAGCAAGUAUAGAUUUUACGAUGAUUUCAUCAAUCGUAAUUGUAAACAUAGUAUUUGUAGAAUUGUAAAAUAAAAAUUCACAUACGUUACGUACAUACAGAUUUAAUCAAGCUGCAAAAUAAUUAUCGGCAAUAGUUGGGAACGUAAUCAACAAAUCUUCAGAUGUACGCUUUAUGUAUGCAUAAAAGAAAAAGAGAGAAAUAUUUCGUACUAUUAAUAUUAUAAAGAUUGCUGGUUAUCAAAGAACACCAAGUAAAAGACUUUUAUCAAAUAAAUUUAGAUGCUUAUUCCGUAAAGAUAUAUACAUAUACAUGUAUUAAUAUGUGGCGCUUGUAAAUAUUUAAGGAUUUAUUUGAGGAUUUUUACUCAGAGACUGUUAUAAUAUAUAUAUAUCUCUCAGUGCUGCUUAUAUUUAUAGUUUUUCUUUCAUCAUUAGCAGUAUUAUUUAACGAACGUUCGUUUGUUUUACAUUUUUAAGAAUUUUAUACAACGAAUACAACAACCACGAUGGAUGUUUUUAGCUAGUUAUCGGUUUAAAUUUUAAAUUAUUAUUAGUAUUAAAAUUAUUGAUAUUUUA
Molecule: messenger RNA, 5436 nt
Organism: Copidosoma floridanum
Lineage: Eukaryota; Metazoa; Arthropoda; Insecta; Hymenoptera; Encyrtidae
Gene: Pdzd8
Product: PDZ domain containing 8
Biological process (GO): mitochondrial calcium ion homeostasis
Cellular component (GO): mitochondria-associated endoplasmic reticulum membrane contact site
Molecular function (GO): protein binding; lipid binding
Source: RefSeq, a predicted model, not a curated record